This is a messenger RNA of Apis cerana (Asiatic honeybee), 1504 nucleotides long. It is a transcript of the gene Qbp-1, whose product is annotated as Queen brain-selective protein-1. Lineage: Eukaryota; Metazoa; Arthropoda; Insecta; Hymenoptera; Apidae. The record is from RefSeq and is a predicted model, not a curated record.
AGUUUUUCGAUAACUUUUUUCAUGACCCACAAUGUAAAUUUAUACGAUACGUUGUUACUUUUGAAAUUCGAGAAAUAUUGAAGAUAAUGUGAAUAGAGUUUGAGUGUGCUAAAUCUGUGUCUAUAUUUUUUUACGUGUUUAUACUUUUUUCACGUAGAAUUUAACCAAGUGUCAAAGUAGCUAAGGUAAGUUAUAUUUUUAUAUUCGCAUGGCUCAAUGUUUAAAAUACGUAUCGCGCAAAAUUUUCAAAUUACAUAUCAUAAUCAUCAACUGAGAAAUUAAAGAUAGUGACGUGUGAUUGAUCGAUGCAUCGACAAUUUCUUAUCGAUUUGGUCAAUAGAAUAAAUUUGUUGACGAAGAGUGACAAGUGCAAACAACAUGUCAAUAAAUGACAAUCUUUUUUUGUUUUUCGUAACGUUUCAACUAAGAAAAUUUACAUAUUAAUGGAUGUUCGUCUGAGAAAAUCAGUGCAAAUAAGGAAAGACCUGUCUAGAAGGAUAUUAUUCACGAUACGAUGGAUAAUUAGGGCGAGAAGCAGGAAUUUCUCUUGACAAUCUAGAUCAUCUCUAAGGGGUGAAACGAUAAUAGAUACAUCGAUUCAUUUUGUAAAAUCAACAGCUGUGUGCCUUCCUCCCCCUUCCAUCUCUUGCCCUUUCAUCAUAUCCCUAUAAAAUAAACCGCACUUGGCUUCAAUGGCACAUUCAACGUCUUUCCGUCUUCGCGUUAUCAUAUUUUCUUGCUCAUUGUUAUUUAAUUCUACGCGACUAGAAACACUUGGAUCCGAAUAUCUUCUUAGGAUCUACGGAACGCGAAAUGUUUGCUAUACAAACUAUCCGCAUAGCCGUACUGCUUGCCAUUGUUUUUCUGUUUGAUAAAUGUUCCGGUUAUCCAUCGAUAAGACAAAAACAAGGAUUAACACCUUUUUGCAUAGGAUGUGGUGAUUUUUGCCACGAAUGCAAAUAUGGUAUUGCGAUGUCGAGCGUUUGCGGCAUUGAGCAGUGCGCAAAGGGGCCCGAUGAAUUGUGCGGAGGACCGCAAAACCUUCUUGGUAUUUGUGCCGAAGGUAUGCAAUGCAGCUGUAAUAAAUGUAUCGGUUGCAGCGCAGAGAAAUUUGAAUGUUCCAAGACACCAAAUCCUUGUUUGCCUCACAGAAGCUCAGAAUCCCGCGAUCUCAAUAAAUUUAGAAAAUGGUCUUCUAUCGCGAUCAAUUGAAAUCGAUUUAUAAACUUGACAAAUCGUAUCGUAAUCGGAGGAGGAUUAAACGACAGUUUUACUUCGCCAUUAUUGUUAAAUUAUACGUAUAUAGAUUGAUCGAAUAUUGUAACGAUUACCAUAAUGCAUCGAGCAAUGCUCAAUCUCCAACUAUCCAACUUAAUUAUAAUAAUAAUUUAAAAUGAAAACGGAAAAAUUAUUGGCAUUAGUACUUAAGUAUUUAUUUACUUAUACGCGAUCAUUAAGAGAGAGAAAGAGAGAAUGGGAAGAGAAAGAAAACAUUGAUAUAAAA